Messenger RNA from Sphaeroforma arctica JP610, 676 nucleotides. The record is from the annotation of a RefSeq genome assembly. NCBI's taxonomy places the organism in Eukaryota, Ichthyosporea, Ichthyophonida.
GGUUACCAUGUGGUUGCCGUGGUUACGGAGAAGCACCGCAAGGCUGAGGUGGCUGUAUUGCGCGCGAUGUCAUGUGAUAUCGUGGUCGGGUACAGUGCCGCAGGACCCGCUUCAUGCAGAGCUGUAGCCGCCCGCCUGCACAAAUCAAUGAAAACUAAGAGCACUGUACUUGACAUGGAAUUGCUGAUCAAAGACCUUCCCCAGGCGCCAUUCGAGACGAUCGCAGACGAGAUCAUAUCACAAGCCAAAGCGCAAAACGGUGAACUGGGAAUGGUGGCUGCCUACGGCCCCUACUGGAGCAAAGUGCUGGAGAUAGUCAAUGCGAAAACACCACAAAACGUCACGACGAUCAAUGCACAGAUUGACAGGAGUGGAGAGGAGGACUCUGGUGUGGCCGAGGGCGUGUUCUACGUUUCAGAGAAGGACGCGUUCUUAACCUGCAGGAAGCUGGUAGAGGAAGAUGCGUUAAUGUGCGGGCCUACCUCCGCGGCCACCAUUUUCGCCGCUACACAGAGCGCCAAAUCGUUCAAGAGAGGCACACAGUGUUUAGUGAUCCUCAGCGACUCCAUCUUCCCACACACCAGCACUAUCCUCGACGAUCACUGGAUGUUGGAGAAUGGAUUUGUCUCCGACGACACCUCCGGCAACGAAGAGAAGUGGAGAGGUGCAGCUGUAG